GAGAAAAGGAAAAGAGAUACGAAGGAUUUUCAUCAUGUGUCACGGGCGGCUUGAGAUCAUCCUAGCCGGUACAGGCUGGCCGAGAUCCUGAUAGCCACCGCAGCGACCAGGAUCCGGGACUAUUCAACGAAGAAAGGAUGCCAGGGGGCCGCAGGGGCCUGGUAGCCCCCCAAAACACGUUUCUGGAGAACAUCAUACGACGCAGUAGCAGUCAACCCGACAGCAGUUUUCUACUGGCAAACGCCCAGAUCGUCGACUUCCCGAUCGUCUAUUGCAACGAGAGCUUCGUCAAGAUCUCCGGCUACAACCGCGCCGAGGUUAUGCAAAAGUCAUGCCGCUGUGGAUUCAUGUACGGGGAGCUGACGGACAAAGAAACGAUCGCCAGGAUCGAGGAGUGCCUCGAGGGCCAGAUUCACGAUCAAUUCGAGAUUCUACUGUACAAGAAGACCAGUAGCCCACGAGGUAUAUCUAGAGAGACACCAUUAUGGCUGCUGCUGCAAAUAGCGCCUAUAAAAAACGAGCGAGACCUCGUGGUCCUGUUCCUGCUGACGUUUCGAGACAUCACCGCCCUCAAACAGCCGAUCGAAACGGACGACAGCAAAGGCGGCCUCUCCAAAUUCGCCAAGCUCGCCAGAUCGGUCACCAGAUCGAGAUCGGUCCUUGUUUCGCAAUUCAGCUCGCAUCUACCAGCUUUAAAGGACUCAACAGCGCCAAUUACCACCAAACAAUCGCAUUUGGGUCAUAUGAUGUCUUUAAGCGGCGAUGUUAUGCCGCAAUACAGACAGGAAGCACCAAAAACACCACCGCACAUCUUACUGCAUUACUGUGCAUUUAAAGCGAUCUGGGACUGGAUCAUUUUGUGUUUGACCUUUUACACAGCCAUCAUGGUGCCGUAUAACGUUGCCUUUAAAAAUAAGACUAGCGAGGAUGUCUCCCUGCUGGUUGUCGAUAGUAUCGUCGACGUGAUAUUCUUCAUCGAUAUAGUCCUAAAUUUUCAUACAACGUUCGUCGGCGCUGGUGGCGAAGUGGUGUCUGAUCCAAAGGUAAUCAGAAUGAACUAUCUGAAAUCUUGGUUCAUCAUAGAUCUGCUAAGCUGUCUACCGUAUGAUGUGUUUAACGCCUUCGACCACGACGAGGAUGGGAUAGGUAGUCUGUUCUCGGCCCUGAAGGUGGUACGAUUGCUACGACUUGGCAGAGUCGUACGCAAGCUAGAUCGUUAUCUAGAGUACGGUGCCGCGAUGCUCAUUCUUCUACUCUGUUUCUACAUGUUGGUUGCUCACUGGCUGGCCUGUAUCUGGUAUUCGAUAGGAAGAUCAGAUGCCGAUGCCGGGGUUCAAUAUUCGUGGUUGUGGAAGUUGGCCAAUGUUACUCAGUCACCUUACAGCUACUUGUGGACCAAUGCCAGCACCGCACCUGAACUAAUAGCCGGCCCAUCACGUCGCACGAUGUAUGUCACUGCUCUUUACUUCACGAUGACUUGCAUGACCUCCGUGGGUUUUGGGAAUGUUGCGGCUGAGACCGACAACGAGAAGAUUUUUACCAUCUGCAUGAUGAUCAUUGCUGCCUUAUUGUACGCCACGAUCUUCGGUCACGUCACCACGAUCAUCCAGCAAAUGACGUCCGCCACCGCCAAGUAUCACGACAUGUUGAACAACGUAAGGGAAUUCAUGAAGCUGCACGAGGUGCCGAAAGCCCUUAGUGAGCGUGUCAUGGAUUACGUCGUCAGCACGUGGGCGAUGACCAAAGGUCUAGACACGGACAAAGUUCUCAACUACUGUCCCAAGGACAUGAAGGCCGACAUCUGCGUGCAUCUCAAUCGGAAGGUCUUCAAUGAACAUCCUGCCUUCAGAUUAGCGUCUGACGGAUGUCUGCGCGCUUUGGCGAUGCACUUUACCAUGUCGCAUAGCGCACCCGGCGAUCUGCUGUAUCACACGGGAGAGUCCAUCGACUCCUUGUGCUUCAUCGUGACCGGCAGCCUCGAGGUCAUACAGGACGACGAAGUGGUGGCGAUUCUGGGGAAGGGUGAUGUUUUCGGUGACAGUUUCUGGACGAAUCCGUCGAUCGGCCAAAGUGCGGCGAACGUGCGAGCGCUCACUUACUGCGAUCUCCACACGAUCAAGCGGGACAAGCUGUUGGAAGUGUUGGACUUUUACCAGGCUUUCGCGAAUUCCUUCGCUAGGAAUUUGAUCCUGACUUACAACCUGAGUCACCGGCUCAUCUUUCGAAAGGUCGCCGAUGUCCGUCGAGAAAAAGAAUUGGCCGAGAGGAGGAAAAACGAGCCGCAGUUGGAUCAGGCGCAGGAUCAUCUGGUUCGCAAGAUCUUCUCAAGGUUCAAGAGCGACGGGGAAGGCCAAAUCGGCAUAACCAGGACCGUGAGCGGACGGUCCCAGCAGGAUUCCGAUGAGGAGCUCACCGUCAACGUCCUGCCGCCCUGGCCGAGUUUUAGAUUUCGCCGAGAGAGACACACUGCCGAUGUGGAAAGGGGCGAUGGUAAAGAUGCCAAGGAUGGCGAAACGUCACAUGCUAAGAAGCCGUCCGUCACCGAGGAAGGAGGUACAACUGUCGCGAAGACGCGGCCGGGCAAAUGGGGCCGUUUAUUAGGUAGCUCGAGUUUAGAUUCCGGCAGCGAAUCGGGCACGGCUGGUGAUACGUUCAAGCGAUCUCUCAGCGCGAGAGACCCGCGUCCAAGUUCCAGCGUUGCCACCAACAAAGUCUUCCCGAAGCUUGGCAAGUUGGGAGGCACGAUCGAGGAGGCCAGCGAUAAUGUUGAAAAUUCGAAGGAAGCUCAGCAACAACAGCAGUCCAUCACCGCGGAUUCGAAGCAGCUGCAGCUGCGACGCCUGGAGAGCUACGACGGUGGUCUGAUCACGCAUCAGCCAAGCCACGAACGAGAGAUUCUCGCGGCAGUGCUAGAAGUGAAGGUGGACCUGAAGUUGGAGGUGCAGAGGGUGAAUCAACGGCUAGCCAAGAUCGAGGAUAUGCUACAGGCGCUGAUGAACAGGCUACCAGCCGCGGGAACACCGUCAUCCAGUAGCGCUUCUCAGCAAUCUCAGAAAAUCUCCGGGAACUUUGCCAUGGGCAGCAACGGUGGUAUCCAGAAUCAGCUGCCCGUCACCCCGAGUGUGGUGACAUUGGUUCAAUCUGCAACACAGACCGCCGAAUACAAGCCAUCGAUCGCCACCACAUCAACGUCGACGACGCCGAGCGAGGGCUACCGAGAGCAAUCGACGGCGACAGAGCGCGUAUCCAAGAGCAGUCAGGAUCAUCAUCAUCAUCAUCACCAUCAUCAUCAAUCAUCGUCAUCGUCGCGGGACGUCAACAAGGAAUUGCUGGAGCGGCUGGCGCAAGCUUCCACGUCGCGGGGCGACGACUCUAACGCUCUAGGGCCACUAAUCCUGCGCAAGCGACGUAGCAAAUCGCGCAACAAGGGCGCGGCGCCGCUCGCACCGCUCGCCACGCAGCCGAUGAGCCCAACGGAAGUCUCGGAGACCACGCAGAUGCUCGAGUGCACCGAUGAUCGGGACUCAACCGGAGGAGGACCGACCGACAGGAGUACCGCCGACCGGACUACCGAGAGGUCCGAACGUAAAAGACCGCCGCCUAGACCAAGAGAGUAUUUGUGAAAGUUCUUUUCGCGUCGCAUUAGUUCCUUUUUCCCACUUUUUUCAAAACAAUUUGCCGCGACGCGGUCAAAGGUUUAUCGUCCGAUACGCUUGUUAGUUCAACUUUUAAUCAUACAAAAACGCGAGUUUGCCACGCGAUGAUGCGCUCGCGCAAUUACUUUAUUCUAAAGCUAUAUGCUACAUUGAACAAUAAUCACUGUUUCGUUAUUCUUUCAUUUGUGUGUACAUGUGAGAGAUGACAUGUCAUGACGGCGAAUCAUCGUUUCGGUGCGGCUUGGAAGAUUUGGAAACUGUCGGUCAUCUUACGUGACGCGUGAUUUUCCCAGCAGCAGAACUGAAAUAUCGUGUAAACUGACGUUCUGCUUCUCGCCGAGUGGCGAACAAAUACAACGUCGAUAAUUUUGUUCAUAAAGAAGCUGAGGAAAACCCAACUCUUGUCAAUUACAGCUGCCUUUUAUCACCGUCACGGUGGAGAGAUGCGUGAAAUCUGCACGAAGCAUGGAAACGUACGCGAUGCGAACCCAAAUGGCUUUAAUCCCGCACCUCAUUGCUUUAAAAGAUUGUCGUUCAUUGAUCGAAAGGCCGGUCUAUUCAAAAUGUUUCGCGACUUCUAUUUCUUCACCGCGAAAUAUACGGCAAGGUACGAUCCAACGAACUGCAAGUAAUAGAUAUAUAUUUCAUUAUUGGAACAACGACAUGAGGUUUGCGGUAGCGGGAGAAGAAAGAAGAGACGUGUAUUUAUGAAACUUCAAUCACAUGUGAGUGAAAGUUUGUUAAUUAAUUCGUGAUAUUAAUGCGUGGCAGAAUUUAACGAAGCAAUAUCACCUUCGAUAGAUCAGAAACGAUAAUCCCUGUUAAUCUUGAAGAUCACACGCGAGUGUAUUAUGGCGUAAUUAAAUAAAGAUGAUGAAUAUUGAAGGAAUUAAUAUGUUAGAAUAAAACGAAUACGAUCGCUUUUAAAAUAUUGGAAUUUUAUGAAGCAUCAUCCACAGAGCUGUUGAUACUUAAAUGAACUAGAAAUGAAAAUUAUUGCCGGUCUCCAUUGUGCUCUUCAAGAUUAAUUAAAUUAAUUUUGUUAAGUUCUUAAUAGGGCACAUGUGAUACCGCAGCUUUCCAUAAAUACUAAGUACAUGAUAUAAGCAAUCUAUAAUAUAUCUCAGAUAAAAGUAUAAAAUCCGAUGAAGGAUUGCUCGUUAAAUAUUGCGCACAGUUUUGUAGGAACAAACGGUGAGAGGGGAGCAAGAAGAGGCGUAUAUAAGAAUAAGUGAAUAUAGUUGUAAAGAGAAAUAAUUCUCUCUGUUCGCGCGAUCUGCCCUGACCAAAUACAUCUUAAUUUCAUUGUCGUCACUUGCGGCGAUAAUUUUCGCUCAAUUUAUAUUUUCUAAUUUAAUUUUACGCGAUAGAAAUUAUACACAGAAAAUGUAAGUAAAGAUGUGAAAAGUAUAUGUAAGCGCGACAUUUAUAAUAUUUAAAAAUGUCAAAAAAUAAUUACGUUCUCUUUGUGAGAGUGAUCAUCUUGUGAUUACGCAGCUUUCAUUGGGCAGAUUGUCAUUGGAAGUAAGAUCGAGAGAAUAUUAAUGCAAUAUGAUAUUACGAUUUUUUAUAUCAGCUACUUUGCAAUAAUACAAAACAAUCAUCAUUCGAAUGACAACAUCGUGACACGAAUCGUUGUCCCUGACCUUACGUGCUCGUUGAAACAAAGUUUCAAGUCAAUUUUCGCCACUCGUUACAAAAGUUACUACACGGCAUGCAUUACUACAAGCUUGCAUUCGAAGGUUGCUGCGAAACUUUUGCUCUGUCUUCAAGCAUCGAUAACAAAAAAAUAAAGAAAAACAGAUUAAUAUAUUGUUCCUCAUAUUGUUUUUUUUUUUAUUUAUCAUGUUUUACAAUUUAAAUUAAGUAAAAAAAAAAUAUCACUGAUACGUAUAUCAUAUAUACAUCUUUCUCCAUGUAAAUUUAUUUUAAUUAAAAUCGGAUAAAAUAAGUGACGAUAUAUUUAUUCAAAUCUCAAAUAAUUUUUUUAUCAUGCAAUGGUAGAGAUUAAAAUAAGCUUUGAAGCGGCAUAAUUUAUUCAUAUUAACAUUAUAUGUUAUAUUACGUUAUAUACAGCCGCGACACGCAAAGUAGCAUGUUACGAUCUCGAGAUCCUUAAAUAUGGAAAAAAUUUUAUACGACGACGACAGUGUUCGCAACGACGAUCGAAGAAGCCGUGAUGGGUACCCGUGCGAAUUUCAUGAAAAGGAAAAUGAUCGGGAGAGUCUAUAUAUAUAUAUAUAUAUAAAUAGCUACACACAUACACACACACACACACUAAAUGGAAGAAGAAGAAAAAAACUAUAAAUAUAUAAAUACAUACGCGUAUAUAAAUAUAUAUAUAUAUAUAAAUAUAUUGAUAGAAGAGGGAAAAAGAGAUUUUUGCUAUAACACUUCGUCCAUUUUUCUAUAUGGGCAGUUCGUUGCACUUGUAACACAAAUCCUUGGCCUUGUAAAUUAUUGUCCUCAGUCAUUUCUUGGACCGAAGAGUACCCCCUUAAUUGCGCUCGCGUUAAGUGUCGCAGAAAGUACAUCGAAGAAAUCGAACGGACUCGGAGCUUGAUUUAUCCGCGUUCUCAUCAUUACGCUCUUUCUCUCAUUAUCAGUACCUUCCUCCCCCCCCCCUCC
Messenger RNA from Cataglyphis hispanica, 6284 nucleotides. RefSeq names its product potassium voltage-gated channel protein eag (gene eag). The coding region runs from base 138 to 3623 and encodes 1161 amino acids. Gene Ontology annotation, molecular function: voltage-gated potassium channel activity. The record is from RefSeq and is a predicted model, not a curated record. NCBI's taxonomy places the organism in Eukaryota, Metazoa, Arthropoda, Insecta, Hymenoptera, Formicidae. Gene Ontology annotation, biological process: regulation of membrane potential; potassium ion transmembrane transport. Gene Ontology annotation, cellular component: membrane. The transcript is spliced from 15 exons.